AUGGCAGCGACUUACAGUUCACCAAAUCAUCAACAAAUCCCAUUCCCAAGCUCGCCACUGUAUUCAUCAUUAGGAUUCAGCUUUGGCGGGGGCAAUAGCAUAUCAUCUGCAUCUGGAUCUGCUUCUACACCUACCAAACAACACCAACCCAGCACUCUCAAAAAAAGUUUAAAAAAAAGAGAAUUCAACGAUGAGGAGGAUACAAAGAUGUCUAUAGGUGAUGACGAUGGUGAGAAUAGGCCUGUGAGGACACUGAAGAAGGUUAAAUCGACUUUGAAUACAAAUGUUGAGAGCGAGGAAGGGGAUGUUGGCGUAUUAUUGGCCUCACUUCCCCGUGAAAGCCUAUUAAACGUAAUGAAUAACGUAAUAAAUCAAGAACCCUCAAUAAAGCAUCUGAUAAUGAACAAAAUACCACAACCAACGAUAUCAACUUAUUUAAACGCAUUAAACGACUCAACGUGCAAUAUUAUACAAAGCAUUCCAAUUGGACAUUCACGUCCAACUUACACACUCAGUAGGUUGAAAGGGCCAAUAUCCAAUUGGACAAAGGUCAUUUCAACUUAUCUGCCUUUCUUUACAUCAAAUGGUGUACAUGUGACUGAUAAGUUUAUCGCGAUACAGCCAACGACUGUAGAGUUUAUCAAGGUAAUAUCACGCUUACCUACACUCACCAACGAUGAAAUACCACAAUCAUUGAGUGGUUUAUGGGAUAAACUGAGAAAGAUAUGGUCAGAUUGGUUUGAAGUGGUGGAUGCAAUGGUUAAUAGGGAAGGUGGUAUGUUUAGCUCUUCGGUGGUGAACAACUGGGCCAAAGGGUUGGAUGAAAUUUGCAAGAGCGGUCCAGACAAGCCACUUGGAUUCAAUCACUCAUGUCAAGUGGAUCUCAUCAAUCUUCGUCAGAACUGGGAGACGAGGCUUGGGUGGUUGAUCGCGAGGGACAUAACGCCUAGACCGGAGUGGGCUGCAUAA
Wallemia ichthyophaga EXF-994 is the source of this 969-nucleotide messenger RNA. RefSeq names its product Tethering factor for nuclear proteasome STS1. Bases 1 to 969 code for a protein of 322 amino acids. The record is from RefSeq and is a predicted model, not a curated record. Gene Ontology annotation, biological process: proteasome localization; nuclear protein quality control by the ubiquitin-proteasome system. NCBI's taxonomy places the organism in Eukaryota, Fungi, Basidiomycota, Wallemiomycetes, Wallemiales, Wallemiaceae. Gene Ontology annotation, cellular component: nucleus. The transcript has a single exon.